Messenger RNA from Besnoitia besnoiti, 3831 nucleotides. RefSeq lists its product as uncharacterized. The transcript is spliced from 15 exons. NCBI's taxonomy places the organism in Eukaryota, Apicomplexa, Conoidasida, Eucoccidiorida, Sarcocystidae. The record is from RefSeq and is a predicted model, not a curated record. Bases 1 to 3831 code for a protein of 1276 amino acids.
AUGCCGGGAUUCUCGGCCGCCGCAACGGGGGAGGCGUGUCCUAGAGCGCCUCGCUUCGAAGGACGAAGCUCGUCGCGCUCUACCCUCAACCAUCCGCUUGCGGCUCCUUUAUUAUUGUCUAUCGACCGAAUGAUUCAGGGGUACAACCUGAUUGCGAGAGCGAAAGAUGCUGACACGGAAGACUACAAGGAAACUCGUGCUGCAAUCCUGAAUCCUUCUUUUGCCAGUGCAACAUCCAGCGUGGCAGCAGCGUGCGUGUGCCCUCGGCGACGACAGGCCGUUCUGGAGCUGUUUCAGCGGUCUGCAGAAGAGGAGCAAACAGCAUCUGCUCGUCUGAAUCCUCUCAGUUGGUGUGAGCGAGUUAUGCGGUUUCUCACAUCAGAGUCGACAGCCCCAUUCGACACCAAGUAUCUGUGUGCCUAUGGGGAGAAUUCUCAAGAGCUGCGGUGGCUGGCAACAGUGGAGAAGGCGCGACAGCUGGCUUGCUUCCGAAACAGCAGCCCCGAUAACUUGAAAGAGUGUUUCAAUGCCUGCGUAUACUUCCUCUACACAAUUACCAGCAGGUGUGGUGAGCCCAGCAUCGCGUCGCUUGUGUGUAGCUUCUUGGGGACGCCGGGAGGGCUUGACGUGUAUUGCUUUAUUGGUGCGUUGAUUUCCAGUUUUACAGCGGACGGUAGUGCUUCACAACGCCAGCCACCACAAAGUUUGUCGAAACAAUCCAGAGGAGAUGCGGAGGCAUUGGCUUGCCUCAGAGAGGGUCGGUCUGGAGAGACAUUUCUGAGACUGGUGUCGGUGUAUGACAACCUUUGUCGUUCUGAAUUUGUGGUCUUGCGAGGUAAAAGCCACCGGGGGAUACGCAGUGUCCAGGCGGCGGUUGUAGAAGUCGCCGCGAAGCUUCUCGUCCAUGCUGCGUCGGUGCCUGCUGGCAUUUCCAUCCGCCUGUGGAGCAUCUUCGCCCUUUACAGCAAAGACGAGAAUAGGGAAGCGAGUGGCUCAAGGCGAGGGAAGGCAGACUUUUCAGUUGAUACGAAGCGGUACACCAAGAAGAACAGUCAUAAUAUUCUUUUACUCACGACGUCAUCUGUACGGUCUCAGGCGCAGAAUGUCGUGGAGCUCCGGGCAACUGUUGACUGCUUUCGGGAAGCCAUGCGCAGCAAGUUGUUCUUGCAGUUCUUGCGCACAGAGUUGCUAAGCAGUACGAUGGGAUUGCUGGGUACUUGUAUUUCUUCAGCGGCUGACCUGCAGAAGCAGGGAGACGAUAUGGCCUUGUCAGUGGUGGCUGAGCUUCUUGUUUGCCUAAUUACCGCAUCAUCCGCGCUACGGCGCCACGCAGUCGCUCAGAUGAACCGCGAUCCGGCGAAUGCGGCGAAUCAACACAACGGGGACGACACUUCAUCAGCUGCCGCCGAGCCUCUGGCAAAGCGCGCUCGUCAAUCCUGCAAGCUGUCGUCGGCCGCAGCGCACUUUCCAUUUCUUCUUCAGGCAUGUGCAUCUCAAAAUACUGAGGCGUGCGUUUACAUGGGAGCCUUUCUCGAGAGUUGUUUCGUUACUGGCCAGCGGCACGCAAGUGCACCGAGCGAGUGUCUCGGUGUUCAUCUCUCUCAAGAAGAUAAAACUAAGAUCUUUCAGGCGUUUACGAAGACUAUCGCCGCUCCAUGCGACAGUGAAUUACAGGCGUCAGGGGAACAAUCUGGCGCGGACAAAGGCUUUUCAGGCGUAGACAGUUGUUGCGCACAGCGUCGAGCGGCGUGCCUCUCGCUCCUCGGCGUGAUGGCUGACUGUGCGAGUUUCGCUUCGGAAGUCCAACAAAUACUUCUUGACCUCCUCGCGGAUGCGGCCAGCCGCGCCACUGCGAACGCUGCCUCUCUGGGCGCCGCCUUGGAUUUGGCCCUGGAUCUCUUGCGGUGCUGUCCGCGGCUGCGCGAGUCUGCUCUUCGCGUUCUUCGCCAGGAGGCGCCCCAUCUGUUGAGCAUCCUUGCGCAGACUGUAGUGUCGGCGACAACUCCCCGGGCCCAGAGGCGGCUGCUGCUACUCGUUUUCAAAAUGCUGACGGAGGUGCUGCCGUCGGAUCGGCGGUUGCAAGCGUCGUCUCCCCCGUGCCCGUUCCACAUUUCCUACUUCUUUCUUCCGGAGCCCCCUGAACUUUCAGAGCCUGAGUCGUCUGCCGUUGCGUCGCCUCGCUCUCCCUUCAAGGCGCCCCUCGGUGGGGACCUGUCGUCCCCAAAGGAGCCCGCGAAAGCUAUCGGCUCGUCGCCUGCAUCGCCACUUCGCGGGCGAGAGGCCACAGCUCCGUCUAUGGCGGAAGAGGAAGCAAGCGAGGACGUGAAGUACGCGGCGCAGUCCUGCUACGCUCCACGCGCGCAUCGUGAACUCGAGCCGUUCGUCCUGUUGCCUGCUCAUGAACUGCCUUUCCAUAUGAGACUCCUUCCGCUGCAACCGUGCCAAGGCGAAGAAGAGAAUGCCGACCUCAGCGCCUACGCGGCGGAACUUGCGCAUGCCGUCCGCUUGCGAAAGGAACAGCACAAGCUGCUGGAGGAUGCUGUCGCUGAGGCUCGGACUCGAGCAGACGAAGCGACGAAGCUGAUGCAGCUCACGGUCUCGGAUCAACAGUACGAGAAUGCGAAAGCCGUGCAAGAGGCGCAGGAGCGGCAGAAGGAAUUGGAUCGCGUCCACGAGGUCCAUCGCGCAGAACUGGCGAGGGUCCGCAGCGAGUGCGAAGCGCAGACCCGCCAGUUGCGCAGCACGGUCACUGAGCUGCAGGCUCUGCUAGAAGGCAAGGACGAAAAGUUGAAGAAGGCCCAAGACGCGUUGGCGACCAGCAAGCAGCAGCAACUGAGCAGCGACGGCGAGCGCAGCAAGCUGCAUAGACAUGUUCAAACUCUCACGGCUCUGAAUCGAAAACAGAAAGACGACUUGACCGCAAUGGAAGCGCGUUGUGGCUCGCUUCAUGAGGCGAAUCAGAAGUCUGUGAAAAAGCUUCACGAUCUGUCGUCGAAGGCACGAAAACUCGAAGUACGACCUAUAACCCUCGUGCAUGCCGACAAGGAAGCCAUGGUAGAGGAGCAAGAGAAGCUCUUCAAGCAGCUCAUUCUGCUUCUCGACCGCGAGCAGCAGCUGACGAUGGAGCAGAAGCGGCUGCGCGAGAGAGCGAGGGAGAACCUCGAGGCCGCCGAGCGCGCUGAGAAGCUCCAAGAGCAACUCGAGUUGCUGCGACACGAAAAAGAGCACUACGGAAGGGAGGCGGGUCAAAUGGCCUCGCGCGUGACCGCGCUGCAAACGGAAGUCGCCGCGUUGAAGGGCGACUUGCAAAAGGAGACCGAACGACGGAAGGCAGCUGAAGGGGCAGCCAGCCAUGCGUGUGACAAGACCCAGGCCAUCGCCGAAGAACUGGAACGCGUAAAACUGACGUUAAAGACGCAAGCAGCCGCUGCCGAAGAUCUUGAGAAGGUGAGUGCGGGAGGUAGUGGCCGCAAGGCGCUCAGCUACAGGUGUCUGCAGCAACAGAAGUACAAAACACCCCGCAAGAUCACCGUGCUAACGCAGUCUCAGGACGCGCGGCGUCUUGAAGCGUUUUCGCCCGCAGAGGAAGUGCAAUUGCUGGUCCCUGUCGCCGUGACUCUCUUGAACGAUCAGCUUUUUACGGCUGAAGGAGAAAGAGGAUCAGCUCGCCAAGAUCCAGAGUAUCUUCAGUUUGAAACCGUGACUGGAGGGCGGGCUCUCGACUGUGUCAAGGGCGAAAAGCAGCUCGAAGUCGUCGAGGCGGCGCACAAGGGUACACCUCCGCCGAAAGAGGCAAUGCAAGCCGAAGACAGGAAUGGCAACGGGGUAUAG